GAUCUUUAUACUGCACGUGCCAUUAAAAAAGACUAAGUCUAUCCCUCACAGCCUUAUUUUCAUACAUGAUAAAUUCAAUAUCGUGUCUAACCUAAGUUCUGUAAGAUGAUGAAAAAGGGUGGAACUAUAUUUUUAGAAACGAAAUACUUAUUGUGAUGUUGUUCCUCUGUGUAAUGUGUUUGCAUUUUAUAGUAUUUUAAUGAUUUUUGUACAUUUCUCACAAGAAACUAUUUGUUUAAAAUGUUCUCGUUACUGUACAAACACCUCUUACUACUUAUAAAAUAAAUAAAACAUUCCCACUAUAAAAGUUUACCAUUUUUAAAUGGUCAAGCUAUUUGGUCAUUGUAGUGCAGCUGAUACUCUCCCAUUAUUAUUCAUUACACAAUCAUAUACACUUUUCCCAUGCACUGUUGUAAAAAACUAAAACAACACAGAAACUUUCUAUACUUUCUGUAGACAGAAAGUGUUCUCGUAACUUAAUAAAAUUAAAGUGGAACCACUGAUGUCACAUGGACUAUUUCAACUAUGUCCUACUGCACUUCUGGGCCUCGGAUGUGGUAGUUGCAUUAGGGUUAGAAAGUUCUCUGUUUUUAUCAGAAAUACCUUAAUUUGUGUUCUGAAAUGAAUGAAUGUCUUACACGUUUGGAACCACAUGAGGGUUAGUAAUUAAUUAAUCAGGUUUUUUGUUUUUGGGGUGAACUAUCCCUUCAUAAGAUCAUCAUUUACUCACCCUCAAGUCGUUCCAAUCCUGUGAAAAAAGAUAUUUUGAAGAAUGCUGAUAAUCAAACAAUUUUUUUGUCUAACAUGGUAGAGUAAAAAAACACUUUGGAGUGGAGACCAUCAAUUAUUAUGUGAGUUUCAACCACAGCAAAGAUAAGGCUUUUACAAAAAAAAGCUUCACAACAAGCAGAAUUAGAUUACUGUUAAAUAUUAAAAUGUAUUUCUCAAAAUAAUAUUAUUUUUAAUGAAUAUCAUUUAACCCAAAUAUUUUAAUACACAUGCUGUAAUCUCAAACACAGGCUAUUGUUGUGCUGCAUGAUUUCAUUUAAAAAAGAUAACAGGAUUUAUAAAACACAAAAUUUAUGGAAAGAUAAAAUGAAAAUUUAUCUUGAAAAAAUUGAUGGAAAUUUAUUUCUGGUCAUAUCACAUAGCUCUAAUGUUAAAUUUUAGCAUUAAAUGUGCUUAAAAUUAAUAAAAGGUUAAAAGAAAAAAAUAAAGAUUAAAAAUUGAAUAAUCAAAAGGUUUGUUUCAAAUGGCAUUUAUGGAAUAAAGCAGGUUUAUUUGUUUUUGAGUGCAAUGAAUUAAGAAGCUCUGCUAAGACAGACUAAAAAAAGGAAAAAUGUACUCAGCCACUUCUGAGGUCAGGAGCUUUUGUUGUGGCUUGCAGGAUUAGUUAUUUAAAGCCUCAGCCGGUGGAAAUUUCCCAUGGCGUUCCGCGCACGCUCAAUCAAAGCUUUAAUACGCAACCGAGGUAACGGAACAGAAGGGCAGACGGUCAGUACAGCAUCAGUAUCCGCCGGGAAUGCGACCAUCACUGCCACAACACGAUCUCUAUAGGGACCAGCACGAUCUCAUGGAGCCAGAGCCUCAAACGCAGCAGAUCCGACAGAUCACCGGAUAAGACACGCGGCGCCGCUUCGUUCCUCUACAGUGCCAUCUGUUGAGGUGCAGCCUGGCUUCUCUCCGACGGUCUCCUGGGGUUAUGACGGAGAAGAACGCGCUGCACGUCCCGUCUAUUUUUCCCAUAAAGCACGAGUAGUUUAUCGCCACCAGAUGGAUGGCAAUAUUAUCGACGCCACCUGCUGACCUUUGGGCUUCUUUCCCAGAAUCCCUCGCCUUGUACCUGGCUGUAGACGUCCAGUGUAGAGAGGAGCGUUGUAGGAGUCUAGGCCGCUCCGUCCUGUGUAAUUAAACUAAAUCUUUCGUAUUUAGUAAAGAUGUCACAGUGUUUCCUCCAUCCUCUCGCCAUACCUGGCAUUCACCUGUCUUGUACUUACUGUGUUGAAAUAUAAUAUAACGUUUCGAGGGAGACGGAGCGAUGCAGGCCACACGGAGUGGACAAACAGGGACUGAGCUGGAUUUUAUAGAUAUAAAUAUGAUAUGCAUCUUGUCAUGCAAAUCUGAUCCUGGAUGUAUGAUUGCCCGUUGUUUUUCAGAGGACAAAACACGACUGUUUUUUCAGAGGCUGAUGAAUGCAUUUCAGGCAAAAAAUACAUUUUGUACUAAUCAGUGGAAUUACAAUAUCAUUUAUAGUGUAAUAAAAUGUAUGUACAUUUAGUAGUUAUGAUGAUAUAUUUUGUUUCUGAUGUUUAUGUGCGGAUCUAUAUUGGGUUAGGAAAAACUGCAAGUUUUAAAAUGCUACCAAACUAAAUAGUCUGUUUUUAUAUUCUACUGAAGCCCACAGAAAUUACGAGAUUGUUGUUUACUUUGCAUAACAUAUUUUUUCUACAAAACUAUUUUUUUAAAUUAAGUCCGAAUUAUGGCCCAGGCAUGGUCUUUACAGUUCAAUUUUGGCGUCUGGGGAUAUUCAGUCAGCCAUAAAAUACUGAGUCUAUUUAAAAAAACAUUAAUAAAUACAAAAUGAUAAUAAUAUUAUUUUAA
Messenger RNA from Puntigrus tetrazona (Sumatra barb), 2601 nucleotides. RefSeq lists its product as uncharacterized. NCBI's taxonomy places the organism in Eukaryota, Metazoa, Chordata, Actinopteri, Cypriniformes, Cyprinidae. The record is from RefSeq and is a predicted model, not a curated record.